Messenger RNA from Gadus morhua (Atlantic cod), 4508 nucleotides. It is a transcript of the gene hephl1b, whose product is annotated as hephaestin-like 1b. NCBI's taxonomy places the organism in Eukaryota, Metazoa, Chordata, Actinopteri, Gadiformes, Gadidae. The record is from RefSeq and is a predicted model, not a curated record. Gene Ontology annotation, cellular component: plasma membrane. The transcript has 19 exons. Gene Ontology annotation, molecular function: copper ion binding; oxidoreductase activity. Bases 149 to 3472 code for a protein of 1107 amino acids. Gene Ontology annotation, biological process: iron ion transport.
GUGUAAACGUCCAGAAGCGCUGCAUGCCUGCGAUGUGCUGGGUUUGCCUUCGCUCGGGAAGUUUUAGCCGGUAUCGGACGUCCCUCUGCAUCUAUGAUCUUAAAUCAAAAUGAUCUGAUAAUUAAGAAAUAUUUUUUAACAUUUUAACAUGACGGGUACAUUGGAGUUGUUCGUUUGUGUUUCGGUGUUGCUGCUUUCCCCCUGUGCGAGAGGUGCUCCAAGGGAGAGGGUGUACUACAUCGGGAUCAUUGAGGAUUUCUGGGACUAUGCGCCAAGUGGGAAAAACCUUAUAAACGGCAAAGAGAUUGCGGAUGAUGAAGUUUCAUCGAUAUACUUGGAGCAGGGGCCUAAUCGUAUCGGCAGGAUGUAUAAGAAGGCCAUGUUCCGUCAGUACACCGACGCCUCCUACACCCUGCAGGCCCAAAGGCCCGAGUGGCUUGGCUACCUGGGGCCCGUGAUCAUGGCCGAGGUGGACGAAGUCAUUGUGGUCCACCUCAGGAACAUGGCCUCCAGGAAUUACUCCAUCCACCCCCAUGGAGUGUUCUACACGAAGGAAAACGAGGGAGCUCUGUAUCCAGACCGGACCUCGGGGCGGAUGAAGCAUGACGACUCUGUCCCCCCAGGCGGGGACUACACCUACCGCUGGGAGGUGAAACCCGAGUUCGGCCCCACGCAGAACGACGCCAACUGCCUGACCUGGGCGUACCACUCCCAUGUGACCGCCCCCAAGGACAUCGCUUCGGGCCUGGUCGGGGCCCUGCUCACCUGCAAACGAGGUGUCCUGAAGGAGCAGGUGGAGUCACAGUCGAUGGAGCUGGGACGCAACGAUGUAGACCAAAGCUUCAUUCUGAUGUUCAACGUGGUGGAUGAGUCCUCUAGCUGGUACUUUGAGGACAACAUCAAGAUCUUCUGCUCGGAGCCAGACACAGUGGACCAGUCGGACGGAGACUUUGAGGAGUCCAACCUGAUGCAUGCUAUUAACGGCUACAUGUUCGGCAACAUGCCCGACAUGAUGCUGUGCCAGCACCGGCCGGUUUCCUGGCAUCUGUUUGGCAUGGGUGGCGAGGCGGACCUCCACUCCGCCUAUUUCCACGGCAACACGGUGUUGGAGCGAGGUCACCGCACCGACGUCCUCAGCCUGUUCGCCGCGACGUUCAUCACGGCACAGAUGGUUCCCUUGUCUCUGGGAAGGUGGCCGCUGAGCUGUCAGGUUAACGACCACCUCAUGGCUGGGAUGCAGACCUCCUAUACGGUGAAGGGGUGUGGAGAUGCAGGGGACUCCUCACAGCCGACCGGGGUUGUGAGACAGUACUAUGUGGCCGCAGAAGAGGUCACAUGGGACUAUGGUCCGUCGGGAUUAGAUAACAUCAACAUGAUAAACCUCACAAACAGCCAGAGUCCAUCAGAGCUCUACUUCGGACGGACUGCCGGUCGGAUCGGGGGGCGGUACUUGAAAGCGGUGUUCAGGGCCUACACUGACAGUACCUUCACCAGCAGGAAGCCCUCGGACAAACACAUGGGGAUUCUGGGUCCGGUCCUGCGGGGGGAGUUGGGGGACACCAUCAGUGUGACGUUCAGGAACAAGGCCAGCAGGAAUUAUGGGAUCCAGCCUCAUGGGCUCCACAUGGACAAGCUUGGCUCUGACGGUUUGGGCGGGGCUGGAGCCGAGGUGGGACCAGGGGAGACCUUCGUCUACGCCUGGCAGCUGCUGGAAGGCCCGUCUCCAUCAGACCCGGCCUGCAUCCCUUAUCUGUACUACUCCGGCACCGACCCUAUCAAAGACACCAGCUCGGGCUUAGUGGGACCCUUACUGGUCUGCAAGCAAGGGUCUCUGGGGAGCAGUGGAGUUCAGAAAGAUGUAGACAAGGAGUUUUUCCUCCUCUAUUCCGUCAUGGACGAGAACGAAAGCUGGUACAUUGAUAAAAAUACCGAAACGUACGCCACUCUGCAAAGCCCAUCGACAGAACAAGAAGAGGAUGUGGAGGCAAUAACAGAGAGCAAUAGGAUGCAUGCGGUCAACGGCUUGGUGUACGGGAACCUUGGGGGUCUGGAGUUGUGUCAGGGGGAACAGGUGGUGUGGUACAUCUUUGGCCUGGGCACCGAGGGGGACAUCCAUGGGGUCCACUUCGAGGGCAACAACUUCCAGAGGCAGAGCACCACCCGGGACACGGCCAACGUGUUCCCCCACACCACCGCCACCCUCACCAUGCAGCCGCAGGCGCUGGGUAUAUUCGAGGUGACCUGCAGAGUGACCACCCACUACAGUGCCGGGAUGAGGCACCAGUACCAGGUGGGCCGAUGCCCGGGACGAAAUGUGACUGCCUCAACGCCUUGGAAAGCCACCAGGGUGGUCCCGUAUUUCAUCAGCGCUGAGGAGACCGAGUGGGACUACUUCCCCGACAGUACCUGGGAGCUGGAGAACCAUCCGGUGAACAGCCCCAGCCAUAUGUAUGUGGGAAAAGCACCAGAUCGAAUCGGGCCACGCUUCAAGAAGGUGGUCUACAGGGAGUACACAGACGAGACCUUCAGCACGCCGCGGGAACAACCGCAGCACCUAGGAAUCAUGGGUCCUUUGAUCAAAGCAGAGGUGGGCGAGCAGGUCCUGGUCAUGUUUAAGAACAAGGCAAGCCGGCCCUACUCCAUCCACGCCCAAGGCAUCCAGAGGUCCUCUCGCUUCCCGGGAGCCAACCCUGUCCAACCUGGCUUCAUCACCACCUUCGAGUGGGAUUUCCCAGAGAGCUCAGGUCCAGGGCCUUCAGAUCCUAACUGCGUCACCUAUGCCUACUUCUCCCCUGUGGAUUUCGUAAAGGACAUGAACAGUGGUCUUCUGGGACCCCUGGUGGUGUGCAGACAGGGGUCUCUGCACAGGGGCACGGCGUCUGAGAGGGAGAGGAGGGACGUGGAGAAGGAGUUCGCUCUUCUCUUCAUGGUGUUUGACGAGAACCUGUCGUGGUAUUUGGAAGACAACAUCUUAACUUACCUCAACCUAGCUGCGGACUCCGACAUUAAGGAGGUGGAAGACUUUUACGAUAGCAAUAAAAAGUAUACUAUAAACGGCCUAACGUAUGGGAACCUGCGUGGGCUGGAGAUGAGGAAGGGUCAGAGGGUGGACUGGUACCUCCUUGGCAUGGGGAAGGAUGUGGACAUCCACACCGUCCACUUUCAUGCUGAGACCUUCACCUACCGGACGGACGGUACGCACCGCGCUGACGUGUUGGACCUCUUCCCCGGGACCUUCCAGACCGUGGAGAUGGUGGUGGACAACCCCGGCACCUGGCUGCUCCACUGUCAUCUGUCCGAGCACAUCCGCAUGGGCAUGGAGACCACCUACACCAUACAAGAUGUCUUAAGACCUACAGAUGUCUUAGGGCCUAAGGAAUCGACGGCGGUGCAAACCAAAGGCUCUGGUGUUGUAGUUUCGCUCUGUCUUCUUCUAAUGCGAUGGAUUCCGACCUGGACACAAAAUCCUUAACUCUUUAACACUGUGUGGCCCAUGUUCUGACAAAGAGCUAGUGAUUCAAAAAUGUGCGAUACACUUUUAGAAUACAUAGAAGACAUUUAUGGUAUCGUACCUGAUUAAGUAAUCGAUAAGAUAACCUUUAUUAUUGUUUAAGUUUCGUAGCAUUCGAAUGAUAUUUGUCGCCAUCUAGUGGAUGCUUGGAGUAAAUCUAGGACAAGUUGGACAAAUACAUUGUAGGCCUAUAUGUAACGAAAAAACAGACGGACUUGAAGAGAAAUUGAAAUAAAUAGAUUUGAAAAAAAAAGUGUCUGCGAAACUAAAUUUGAAAAACAAAUGGGAAGCUAAAACAGGACAAUUGUGAACAUCUUAGAAGUUCCCCCUACAGCAGGGGGCAAGACCCAACACAGGGAAAAACAAGAGGGACGGCCACAGAAAAAUGGAAAGAGGGACAGCAUCUGGUUUAAGCAGCCUUACCUGGCCCGAGUCAGACUGAUUGGACUCUGGAGCUGGGUGAGGCUGAAUACCUGUUGCACUUUAAGCCAUCAUUGGUACAGGUUAAACCAGCCAUCACCAGACACACUCAGUGAGAUCUCCUGCAUGGUAGCAUGGAGCACCAGGCCAUGUAUCGUUAUCUGAAAGCCAUACAAUGGACCAACAUCCAACACCAAUGCAUUGGUACAUACGGUUAGCAACAUCACUCCUGUUUUCUUCUUUAGAAAUAUGUUCAUUUUAAGAAGUGAAUGGUUAGUUAUUUGUUUGUACAUGUUAUAAUCAUUGUUAUUAUAUAUUGUAUGAUUCUAUACUGCCUCUUCAUAACGUUUUGCAUAUUUGAAUAGUAGUGAGUGAUUGAAUACGGAAGCACUGUUUUUUUUUAUACACAGUACAAUACAUUUAUUUAUAUUAAAAAAAAAGAUUGUAGAAAUUCUGCUUCGCAAUGAAUGUAUUUACAGUUGAAGGCAGUGUUUUGAGGCUGCAAAUGGGAAUACAAUAAGAGAUUGGUGGAUAUUGUGUCCUUAUAUGUUCUAUAAAUAAAAUGUUAAAUAUCUAA